AUGACGUACAGCUACAACAGUUCCCACUGCCACGACGAAAAGGCGAUCUCGCCUCAGAUCAGGGCGAGUUUCGAUGAUGGACUUGGAGAAUCCGAUGAUUGGUGGUCUUGUUUGGUGUUCAAUGACAAGUUACCGCUGCUGGAUGCGUGGGGUUGGCAUGAUGCGCCCCUCACCGUAUGGUUUGAAGACAAGUUGUCGGCGUCCGGUUGCCGCUUCACCAACAACUUGGUGACGAAGAAGGCGUGUGAUUGCAGAAUUGUCACUUCCCUCGCUGUGCGUGCUGCGAUGGGCAUUUCUCAUGCAACGUCUGCUGUGUGUGCAGCUUUGGAUGCUUUCGUUGAACUUCGGCUCGUUUUGUUUGGGGCUUCUGCCGCGUGUGGUUAUUGCGUCGGGCUUCGGCUCGUUUUGGUUGCUGCGUUGCAGCUGAGUGAGUGA
Phytophthora sojae is the source of this 435-nucleotide messenger RNA. RefSeq lists its product as hypothetical. The record is from RefSeq and is a predicted model, not a curated record. NCBI's taxonomy places the organism in Eukaryota, Oomycota, Peronosporomycetes, Peronosporales, Peronosporaceae. Bases 1 to 435 code for a protein of 144 amino acids. The transcript has a single exon.